Molecule: messenger RNA, 1218 nt
Organism: Drosophila innubila
Lineage: Eukaryota; Metazoa; Arthropoda; Insecta; Diptera; Drosophilidae
Exons: 2
Coding region: 68-1147 (359 amino acids)
Source: RefSeq, a predicted model, not a curated record
ACUGUAAAGGCAACGAAAAUUUCAGAGUUUUCAAUUUAUUAUACAAUACUAUUGCUCCCAAUUUAACAUGGCGCCCCAAAAGAAGCUAAAAGAGCUCCAGAAACUGUAUGAGAAUCGUUGGAAUUAUCCGCCAGCUCAAAAGGACAGCUCAAAGGCCAAGAUGAAGUACGUAGCUUGUGGUCAGAGCCCAAUAUACGAGCAUAAGAAAAUCUACACGCCUUGCUGGAAAUCUCCAGCAAUGACAGCGGAUGUACGAUUUGGUCCUUGUUGGGAUUAUCCGCCGGAACGUUUUAGGCGUUACCCACUGCCGCCACCAUGUCGUGGAGCAACCAUUCCCCUUAAAGGCUUAAAACCCAACUUUGAUCACUGCGAGACGCUCUACACUCGCUGCGAUUUUCAACUGGAGGAGUGUGUACAUCAGCAGAUACUUGUCAUUGAGGGAAUGCUGAGGAACAUGGAGAAUCAGCUGGCAGAUGCCAAAGAGUUGCAAAUUAAGUUGGCAAAACAGAUGCGUUACCAGGCCGUACGGCGUCGUCUACUGAUCGGAUCAGCCUGUGCCAUCAAGAUCUAUCCGGAGUAUUUGAGCCAGAUGGCAGAGCAGCGAUCUCUCUGCGAGUUCCAAAAAGCAUACAAUGACAUUAAUGAAUCCAACUCUGAAUUAGCCGCAAAUAUUGUGGCAAUUAGAGAUGCCAUGGCUGAGCUGCGAACUCGUCUGGACAAGCUGGACAGAACGCUGGAGAGUCCGUUUCUAUUGGGUUUGGAAACCGUGCUUCAAACUAUACAGAAUCUAUACGAAUAUUUCUUUGAAGUGGUCCGCAAAUUCAAGACCUGGGCACAGUUGAUGGAUGCUGCUCAGGAGCACUCCAUAGAUGAUUAUUUGGCAUUGUUGCGAGGCAAUCUUGACUUUGAGAGCUUCAAACGCGCGGGCACUGAGCAGUGCACCUGUAAGCGUUGUAGAAACCAAAAUCCUCUGGAACCGUAUCUGCCCUGUUGGUGCCAAGGGCGUGAUCGCCGUGAGAAGAACAUCAGACUGGUCUCCGAAGUGCAGACCGAAACACCACAGCAGACAAGCGACAGUGAUCAUGCAGUGAAACAUAGUGACACCUCAACACCCCAGACGGAGAUGGAAAAGUUAAGUGUUGACUGAGAAUCUCUUUAAUUACUUGUAGUUCAAUAAUUUCUGGAACAAAUAAAUGCAUCUAUAUUUUGUGUGGUACU